Molecule: messenger RNA, 2206 nt
Organism: Thalassophryne amazonica
Lineage: Eukaryota; Metazoa; Chordata; Actinopteri; Batrachoidiformes; Batrachoididae
Gene: wasf1
Product: WASP family member 1
Exons: 10
Coding region: 198-1868 (556 amino acids)
Biological process (GO): actin cytoskeleton organization; positive regulation of Arp2/3 complex-mediated actin nucleation
Cellular component (GO): cytoskeleton
Molecular function (GO): actin binding; protein kinase A regulatory subunit binding; Arp2/3 complex binding
Source: RefSeq, a predicted model, not a curated record
AAAAAAAAAACCGCUCCCGGAUUGUUCGCCGCCGCAGACGCUUCUUCUUCCAGCUCGGUUACGGACGGUGGUGCUGCGAUGGAAACGGGCAGGACAUUUAGAUCCGUGGACACAAUGGCCUGAAACUGCAGCUCAGUAUGGCAGGAAAAUAAGAGGAACCGAACAAACGUGUCAGGUGGCACCGUUGCAGCAGGAGGAUGCCGCUGGUGAAGCGCACCAUUGAGCCGAGGCACCUGUGCCACACGGUUCUGCCAAGAAACGUCAAAAAUGAGCUGGAGUGUGUGACCAACAUCUCCUUAGCAAACGUCAUCCGCCAGCUCAGCAGCCUCAGUAAGUAUGCAGAGGACCUGUUUGGGGACCUAUUCAACGAGGCACACACCUUCUCCUUCAGGGUCAACUCUCUGCAGGAGCGCGUGGACCGCCUCUCCAUCAGCGUCACGCAGCUGGACCCCAAAGAAGAAGAGUUGUCUCUUCAGGAUAUCACCAUGAGGAAGGCCUUCAGGAGUUCCACCAUUCAGGACCAGCAGCUGUUUGACCGCACGUCGCUGCCUGUGCCGUUACAGGAGACUUUCCACACCUGCGAGCAGCCGCCGCCUCUCAACAUCCUCACGCCCUACAGGGACGAUGGGAAAGAGGGUCUGAAGUUCUACACUAAUCCGUCCUACUUCUUUGACCUGUGGAGAGAGAAGAUGCUGCAAGACACCGAAGAUAAGCGGAAGGAGAGACGGAAACAUAAGUUGCAGGAUUCCCGCAUGUAUGAUCAGGUCUAUAGGUACUUAGACCUUCCAGGGCAGCUGAAGGCGAUAGACCGUCCACAGGAACUUGAGAAGGUACCGCGGGCGCCCCACGACCGUAAGAAGGAGUGGCAGAAACUGGCACUGGGUGCAGAACUGGCCCAGGACCUACCUGAAGACAAACACAGAGAGGCCAACGGCUCAGCGGGUUACCACGACAACAAGGCUCCUUUGUACAUGGAGCAGUUGGACGGGCCUUUCUCACUCGCGGCGCUGCCCUACAGCCAGAUGAAUGAGCUGUUGAACCGUAGCGGGGACAGAAUGUAUUCACGGCCCCACGACCCUCCACCGCCACCACCUUCCAUGCACCCACUGGGAGAGAUCAAACCACCUUCUGUGAUCAGCUCCAGCUCUGGUUUUUCCGACAGCAGACCGCAGUCUCCGGCCAGGACAACAGGCCUCAACUCAAACACUCCUCCCCCUCCUCCUCCCCCUCUUCCUCCUCCCCCUCCCCCUUUACCCACGUCCGGCCUGCGGGGAACUCCUCCUCCCAUUCCGCCCCUACCGGUCCACCAACAACCUCUGGUCAUCCCUCCUCCACCUGCUCCUCUCCAGAUCGCUCCGGGAGUCCUCCACCCUGCCCCGCCCCCUGUGGCCCCCCCACUGCACUCCUCCUCUCCAGCCCGUCUCCAGCAGGUACUGGACAAGGGCCCACCCCCGGGCUCUGUAGCCCACUCAGAUGGCUCCGCCUUGCCUCCACCGCCACCACCUCCGCCUCUACCCCUCCCAGGAGCACGGAGUUCCUCGCCCUGUUCGUUGGGCCCGCCUCCUAUCCCUGCAUUCCCCUCAGCAGGAGCCAUGGCCUCCCCAAAACCACGCGCCACCAUCCACGAAGCGGGACCCAAGAGGCAUCAUCCAGCCAAUCUGCCCCCCAUCAGCGAUGCACGGAGUGUCCUGCUGGAAGCUAUCCGAAAAGGCAUCCAACUGCGGAAAGUGGAGGAGCAGCGAGAGCAGGAGGCGAAGCACGAGCGCGUUGGCAACGACGUGGCCACCAUCCUCUCUCGCCGCAUCGCUGUGGAGUACUCAGACUCAGAGGAUGAGUCUGAGUUUGAUGAAGGAGACUGGAUGGAGUGACAGUUGAGAGAAACGAGAGCAGCGUGUGGUUGGGUGAGGCAGAACGCGUCUCUCACACCUCCGUGCUCUACAGCUCGCCAUCCGAAGAGGAGAAGCCUCUUUUCCUCUCUUGUCCUCAGCCUUUUUUAUAAAACACCAUAUCCAUCUUGUUGUGGUUUGUUUGUGGAGGAGGACCUCCACGUCGUGUUCCAAAUGAAGAUAUUUUUUUCCUGCACUACCACAUAACUGUUCUUCACUAGGUUUCUGCUGAUGGAAUCCCACGUUUACUAUUGUUCGAUACUAAAAUGACUGUUUUACAGAGCCACUUGUUUUUUGUUCAUGUUCAGUGUUUUAUGUCU